Messenger RNA from Endocarpon pusillum Z07020, 2604 nucleotides. Its product is annotated as Endoribonuclease ysh1. Gene Ontology annotation, cellular component: mRNA cleavage and polyadenylation specificity factor complex. Lineage: Eukaryota; Fungi; Ascomycota; Eurotiomycetes; Verrucariales; Verrucariaceae. Bases 1 to 2604 code for a protein of 867 amino acids. The transcript is spliced from 4 exons. The record is from RefSeq and is a predicted model, not a curated record. Gene Ontology annotation, biological process: mRNA 3'-end processing by stem-loop binding and cleavage. Gene Ontology annotation, molecular function: RNA endonuclease activity; RNA binding; 5'-3' exonuclease activity.
AUGGCCACAAAGAGGAAAGCGGCGCAAAUGGGCGCAGCCACGGACGAGGAUCCUGCAGACCCUUCUGAUGAGCUAGUCUUCACUGGACUCGGUGGUUGUAAUGAAGUUGGACGCUCAUGUCACAUUGUUCAAUACAAGGGCAAGACAGUCAUGCUUGAUGCGGGCAUGUAUUCAGGUAGAGAUGGUAUCGCAGCCCUGCCCUACUUCGACGAAUUUGAUCUCAGCACUAUCGAUGUUCUCCUUAUCAGCCAUUUCCAUCUCGACCAUGCCGCUGCCCUGCCUUACGUCCUGGCAAAAACCAACUUCAAGGGUCGAGUCUUCAUGACUCACCCUACGAAAGCCAUCUACAAAUGGCUAAUCCAAGACUCCGUCCGAGUAUCUAACACCUCGUCCACAUCCGACCAACGUACUUCCCUCUACACCGAACAAGACCACAUCUCCACUCUACCCCAGAUCGAAACCAUUGACUUCUAUACCACUCACACCGUCUCAUCAAUCCGUAUAACUCCUUACCCAGCAGGACACGUGCUUGGCGCCGCCAUGUUCCUCAUAAACAUUGCAGGCCUCAACAUCUUCUUCACAGGUGACUACUCUCGCGAGCAGGACCGCCAUCUAAUUGCGGCAGAAGUGCCCAAGAACGUCGGUAAAAUCGACGUCAUGAUUACUGAGUCGACAUUCGGCAUCUCUAACGCACCUCCCCGUGCCGAACGCGAAACCGCUCUCCUCAAAUCCGUAUCGGGCAUCCUCAGCCGUGGCGGCAAAGUUCUUAUGCCCGUCUUCGCAUUGGGCCGCGCACAGGAACUGCUGUUGAUCCUCGAAGACUAUUGGCAGCGACACCCGGAUCUUCAGAAGAUACCCAUCUACUACACGGGCAAUACGGCACGAAAAUGCAUGGUCAUCUACCAGACCUACAUCAAUGCCAUGAAUGACAACAUCAAGCGCAUCUUCCGUGAGCGCAUGGCCGAAGCAGAAGCGUCUGGGAACGCCAAAGGCGUCAGUUCUGGGCCUUGGGACUUUCGAUUCGUGCGAAGCUUGAGAAACCUGGACAAAUUCGAGGAUGUGGGUGGAUGCGUUAUGCUUGCUAGUCCGGGAAUGUUGCAAUCCGGGAUGAGUCGGGUAUUGCUUGAAAGGUGGGCACCAGACCAGAGGAAUGGAGUCGUGAUGACAGGUUAUAACGUUGAAGGGACGAUGGCGCGAAUGAUCUUGCAAGAGCCAGAUAGUAUUCCAGCCGUGAUGAGUGGCAGCGCAGGCGGUGCAGGCCAGAACAUGGGAAGAAGGACGAGAGAUGGGGAUGACAAUCAAGUUAUGAUUCCUAGAAGAUGUAGUGUCGAGGAAUUUAGCUUUGCAGCACACGUCACCGGCGUCGAAAACGUUGGAUUCGUGGAAGAAAUUGGGGCGCCGCAUGUGAUUCUGGUCCACGGCGAAAAAGCGCAGAUGACACGUCUGCGGUCGAAACUACUAAGUCUCAACAACACCAAAUCCACUGACGUAAAAGUGUAUAGCCCUCAAAACGCCGAAGAAGUCCGAAUACCAUUCCGGAAAGACAAGACUGCUAAAGUAGUUGGGCGUCUUGCCCAGAUAAAUCCUCCGAAGACCACCGACCCCGAGGAAGCCCAAAUCUUGAAUGGAGUUCUGGUCCAGAACGGUUUCAAGCUCAAUCUAAUGGCCCCCGAAGACUUACGAGAGUACGCCGGUCUGACAACUACGACCAUCAUGUGCAAACAGCAUAUCACACUCAGCGCCGCAGGUAUCGAUUUGAUCAGGUGGGCUCUUGAGAGCACGUUCGGCGCGAUCGACGAAUUGGGAGCUACCACGGAGACCAAGUUGGACACAAAAGGUGACCAGUUUGUCUCUAAUGGUCAUAGUAGUGGCACAGCUGGUGGUGAUGACUAUGAUCCAGAGCAUGCAGAUGAGGAGAUACCUCCUUCGCCUUCGCGCAAGUUCCUGGUGAUGGGUUGCGUGUCGGUGACAUGGUCAGGACGGAGCAAAGAACUGGAGUUGGAAUGGGAAGGCAAUACGAUGAACGACGGCAUCGCUGACGCAGUCAUGGCGGUUCUGCUCACUGUAGAGAGCAGUCCUGCGGCUGUCAAAUACUCAUCAAGCAGGAAUGGGCAUCAUCACCACAAUCACCAGGUCAAUGGACAGAAAGAGAGAAAACCGAGGAAUGUGCACGCUGAACUCGGCCCCGAAGAGCGGUUCUCGAGGUUGUGUAUGAUUCUUGAAGAACAGUUUGGGCAGGGCAUCGUACCUAUCGAAACGCCGAAGCUCAACAUUGGUGCUACCAAAACUGAAAAGAUCAUUGAUAGCGUGAAGGAAGAAGCGGCCGACACUGAUGGCGAGAACGAGGACGGUGACGAGGACGCAGAGGCAGAGGCAGAGGCAGAGAAGGCAGAGGCUGAAGAGAGAGCGCGCCUUGCAGCGCUAGGUAUCCCAGUACCUGGUCUCGAGAUCAAGGUGGAUAAACAUGUGGCAAAGUUAUGGCUUGAGACUUUGGAGGUUGAGUGUGCGAACAACGUGCUGAGAGAUCGAGUCAGAGCAGUGGUGGAAAGAGCAGUAGAGACUGUCGCGCCAUUGUGGACAGUGAGGGGAUUGGCUCAGCGAUAG